Messenger RNA from Pleuronectes platessa (European plaice), 2627 nucleotides. RefSeq names its product tubulin tyrosine ligase-like family, member 3 (gene ttll3). The record is from RefSeq and is a predicted model, not a curated record. Gene Ontology annotation, molecular function: protein-glycine ligase activity, initiating. Gene Ontology annotation, cellular component: cilium. NCBI's taxonomy places the organism in Eukaryota, Metazoa, Chordata, Actinopteri, Pleuronectiformes, Pleuronectidae. Bases 1 to 2499 code for a protein of 832 amino acids. The transcript has 12 exons. Gene Ontology annotation, biological process: cilium movement; protein polyglycylation; cilium assembly.
AUGCAAGAAAUGCCAGUCUUACAGUCCAGUGGGGCUCCAGUGGAGGGGAGGUUAAGCCGCAGUGUUCCCAGCCUGCCUGCGAUCAGACUUGACAGGUUGAAGACCGCUAAGGCAUUGGCUGAGAAAGCAGUCAAGUUGAGAAAAGUGUUUUCGAUGCAAGGGCCCUAUCCUGUGAUCCGUGCUGCCUUGUGGGCCAGAGGGUGGGUGGAACGUGGUCUGCCUCCUCAAGUUCAGAGAGCAUCUCAUUGCCAUGGCGAUGAGGAGGAGGAUGGAGAUGAUGCUGAUGUUACUGGUGAGACAUUGAAGAGAGUUGCUGGAGGGGAGAAAGAGGAGAACCUUGAUGACACAUAUGACCUCAUGUCUCGCCUGGUCCGAAACGAAACAGCACAUUUCUACUGGACGACACGUCGGGAUUGCAUCGACCGCCGCUCCCUGCAGAAUGACCAAAUGACCAAUCACUUUGCCAAUGUGGGAACUUUCACCACGAAGGUGGGGCUAUGUCUGAACCUGCGAAACCUUCAGUGGUUUGAUAAAGCAGAUCCUGAUACCUUCUUUCCAAGAUGCUACAUGCUUGGAGCAGAGGAUGAAACGCACGCAUUUAUAGAGGACUUUAGGAGGACAGCCUGCACCAGUUUGCUGCAGCAUGUGGUCGAGACAAAGGGACGGAGGAGAGUGGGAGCAGAGGUCGGGGAACAAAAAACCAGAAACAGCAUCUCUGAAAAGUCAGAUAACGUGGAGCAUCGAUCCGUGGGUCCGGAAACGAUCGACACAGCCUUACACGUGUGUGAAGAGUUUCUCAGUGUUUUAGAGCACGGCGACAUUGAUGUGAAAACCCCCCCGGCAGUGGAGGAGCAGCAGUGGGCAGAGUUCCUGCAAGACUACUACAUGGUUGUGCAUGAAGGUGCACUGAUCAGGGGUAGCUGUGUGUUAGUGGAGCGCUGCCAGGCCAUGUUGACCCGUCUGCAGGCGGCUUGUCCUCAGCUCGACACAGACGGACUAAAUAACAUCUGGAUCAUCAAACCAGGAGCCAUGUCUAGAGGACGAGGCAUUAUGUGUAUGAACCGGCUAGAAGAGAUUUUGGCCCACGUGGACACAAGCAGAAUCUUUACCAGGGGGAGUAAGUGGGUGGUGCAGAAAUACCUGGAACGUCCUCUGUUGGUCCACGGCACCAAAUUCGACCUCCGCCAGUGGUUCCUGGUGACCGACUGGAACCCUCUGACCGUGUGGUUCUACAGAGAGUGCUACCUGCGGUUCUCCACUCAGCCCUACACAACAAACACUCUGGACAGCUCAAUCCACCUGUGCAACAACUCUAUCCAGAAGCACUUCCAGCCAUCUCAUGAUCGCCAUCCAGGCGUGCCCCUGGACAACAUGUGGUCCUGCUCCCAGUUCAAGGCUUUUCUGCAGCAGCAGGGCUGUGGGGCGCAGUGGGAGAUGGUGGUGGUCCCCGGCAUGCAGCAGGCAGUGAUCCAUGCCCUGCAGACUGCCCAGGACCUGGUGGAGCCCCGCAAGGCGAGCUUUGAGCUCUACGGAGCCGACUUCAUGUUGGGCCGAGAUCUGAGGCCCUGGCUCCUGGAGAUCAAUGCCAGUCCGACCAUGUCCUGCUCCACUGCUGUGACCGCCCGCCUCUGCCCCGCUGUGCAACUGGACACACUGAGGGUCGUGCUGGACUGGCGCUCUGAUUCCAGUGCUUACACAGGAGGCUUCAAGCUAAUCUACAAACAGGCUGCAGUAGAUGUUCCUCACUAUGUGGGCAUGAACCUGCUGGUGGAAGGGACCGCAGUUAGGCAACUCAGACCUCUCCUACAGAGGCAAUGUUUUAUUUCUAAUGCACCUCUCUCUACCCAGCCCCCGUCGGACCACUCAUCUUCAGAGGAGGCUGAAACAUCACAUAGUAAUCCAUCACCUCACAAGCCCCACAUGAUUUCUGCUUUUUGCCGUUCAGACAAAGAGAACAGCGCUGCUGAAGAGAAAAAGAGGCAGCUGACGUCCACAACCCCAAAGAGGGUACGUGAGGCGAGAACAGACAUUCAGAAUACCCAGAAUGCCUCCUGUGUUCGCGGGUUCUGCCAAAGCCUGGGGUCUGAACAGCCUUUAACGGCACACACCAAACGUCAGAGGAAAGUGCAACGUUUGGGUUUACGUCUUGGAGCCAACGGUCCAGCUCUUGUCCCACGGAGUGUCUCUUUUUCGCUGAGCUCUCCUCACGACGCGCUACAUGGUAAAUCUCAGCCCAUUCGAGGCCACGGAUCACACAUUUCUAGAUCCUUCCUUCCCCGGACAGCUAUGGAGCCCCAGCACCAGGCGUCCACCCGGGUCUUACCGUCACUCCAGGGUCCUCUCCCUACCCUGGAGGGCUUCAGUUUGCGGCCAAACAUUGUGGCGGGAGCUGUUGGCUUUCAUAAUACCAAUUCCAGCAUCCACAGGCAUCACUCAUUCCUCCGUCCCCAUAGACAAACCAGGGCCAAAUAUAUUGGGGACUGUGGAGGGAAACAUUAACACUAAUGCUGCUAUGAAGAGAAAUGAUGAUGAAUAUUAUUGCUAAUUGUUAUUCAUUUAUAUAUGAAUUUACUCCUUAUAAAUAUUGUGUUACUAGCAUUAUCCUCAUGGCGUAAGAUUCUACUUGU